GGACAUCGGGAAAACAAAAGCCAGUCAUGGAUUCUCCGGCGAAUCCUUUUGAAUCUCGAGAGCAAGAUACAGUAACUAUUUCGCGAAACCUGAUCAAGCAAGCUAACGUAGAAGGAGAAGUCUCUGAAGCUUUCGAGACACAUUCUGUUCCUGACAAAAUCCGAAUUCUAGAGUCAGUGUUAAACGAAAUGAGGAAAUCGCAGGAAGCUGAGGAGGUAGAUGGUAGUGAUCAGAAACUAGAAAUGUCGAUUGAGAAAGACGAGAUUGAUACUGUAGAUUCAAAAGCCACGAGCUUUUCUUUUAGUUGUCACGGUGGUGGACCCAAGCGGAAGAAAGGGAACGAUAAGAAACGUAAGCAGCAAGAAGAGAAGUCUAAGGAGAAGCUCAAGGUACUUGUUGAAAACUUAAAGCUUGUACCCUUCAAGCCAUUUAAAACCCUAGAUUUUGCUCGUUAUGAGUGUCUCUUGAAGACUCUUGGUCUGUGGGAUUUUGUGCAUUUGGAAUUUGAUCAGGAUAUGGAUUAUGAUCUUGUGGCUCAACUUAUUGCUUACUAUAGUGAUGUGGGUAGGUGUAGUUAUAUAAAUGGGUCUAGGAUUAAACUGAGUCGUGCGGAUUUGGCUCGAGCUUUGAAGUUGCCUAAUAAGAAAGAACGUGUUGUCAUUCUAGAUGAGCUUUUGGAAUCAGAUGAAUCAAUCAGUUUUGUUGACGAAGUUGUCUCUAAUUGGAUGCUACUGCAUUGUGAUGAUGCGUGGAUGAUGCCAGAUAAGGUGGUGGAGUGGAAGAAAAGUAUAAAGGAAAAGCAAUUGGAUAAGCUUGACUGGGCUGGAUUGAUGUGGUUCAUGGUUGAAAAAGAGUUGAAAGCGGAGCCUCCACUGGGGGAUUGUUUCUAUGCGUCGCAUCUGCAGAUGGUGAUUAGAUCACAGAAAAUAGAUCUAUUUAGGGAGCAGGCCAGAGUGGAGGAUAGUGAUGUGAAGGUGGAGGAUUUGUUGAUCAAAUCUCCGGAAGCAGAUACACCGAGGGAACAGUCAAGAGUGGAGGAUGUUGAGGUUAAAGUGGGGGAUUUGAAGGUAAAGGAUGAUAUUUCUGCUUUGAAUCUAAGAAUGGAUGAUGGAGCUAGUGACUCAAAGGAAGAAAAGUGUGUGGAGGAAGGUAUGAUCGAACUGAAUCUUGGGAAAGUGACUGUGUCCGAAAUUGCUGCUGAGGAGGAGCAUCAUCAUGAGGAACAAGCAAUGGAUCUUGAGGAAAACAAGGAACAGCCAAAGGAUCUUCAGGAAACCAAGGAAGAAGGAGAUGGAAAAUGGCUUUUGAAUGAAGACAGCCAUGCUGGCUCACAUUUUCUUCAGGGGUGUGAUGUUGGUGGUGCUACUGUAGGAUAUGAAAGGAACAAGACAGGACAUAAGAAAGUGGGAGAGUAUGAACUUGAAGAUGAAAUUGAGAAAGAUGGAGAAAAGCACGACGGAGGGUUUUUGUUGUUUCCAAACGGUGAAACAGUACACCAGGAAAAUCUGAUGUUGGGAGAUACAUCUCCAUUAGGUUAUAAUUCUGGGCUACAGAUUCAUGGCAAUUCUACUGGUGAUUUCAUGAGAUCUAGGGCUGUCAUGCAUAUGGUUCCAGGUCGUUCUCACUUUGGGAAUGACAACAAGAGAGAGAUUGAUCACGAGAAUGAUAUUUCGUACCAUUUUGAUAACCCUGCUAGUACUAAGAGGUUGAAGACACCAUAUUGGGAUGACAAGCCAGUUUCUUUUGACGUGUGCAUGGAGCAGAUUAAGCACUUGGCAGAUAAGGCUAAGUUAUCAUAUGCCGAGAAAGACCGAGCUUGUGGAGAAUCGAAUAUGAGGGAACAAAUGUUGCUUAAUGAACUGCAAAGGAGGGAAGAAAUAAUUCAGCAAUUGCACAAGGAAACUUACGAAGAGCAACACAAGAAGGACGUAGAGAUAUAUAAGCUUGAGAAUGAACUUCGUAUGAUGACAAGUGUAUUAGCCUGGUACCAGAAAGCUUUAAAAGAAACACAGAAGGCAUGUAGAAAGCACAGGAAAGUUUGCCCUUUGCGUGAUAAACCGAUAUACAGAGAUGUUAAAGGUACUGGAGGUUUAGUAUUGAGCACUGCUGAAAUCGAGAAGCUAAGAUUGAAAGAAGAAAAAGAAGAGGGGAUGAGACGAGCUCUAAUAGAGAGACAAGUAGAAGAAUUUGGAAGUCUCUGGAUUAAAGAGUAUGAAGUGAACCUUAACAAAAAAGUAGAGCUGCUUGACGAGAAGCUGACCAGGUUCCAAAAUAAGGUGAACCUCUUGAAAGAGAUAGUUUCAAGACGUGAAUCUAUACCUGGAAGAUUUGAUGCAACAUCAAACACUUGAGAAGGUACUUUUCUCUUUUAAACUCAAAACUUUGUUACUCAGUUAGUGUUGCUCACACAGUUAUGUAAAUAAUCUAUGGACGAUUGAAUGGACGAAGAGAGCCUGAGUCUUGUUUAAUAAGUCCUUAUUGAGAUU
Molecule: messenger RNA, 2486 nt
Organism: Arabidopsis arenosa
Lineage: Eukaryota; Viridiplantae; Streptophyta; Magnoliopsida; Brassicales; Brassicaceae
Source: the annotation of a GenBank genome assembly